Messenger RNA from Lacerta agilis (Sand lizard), 2312 nucleotides. RefSeq names its product elongator acetyltransferase complex subunit 4 (gene ELP4). The transcript is spliced from 10 exons. Gene Ontology annotation, cellular component: cytoplasm; elongator holoenzyme complex; transcription elongation factor complex. Bases 51 to 1190 code for a protein of 379 amino acids. The record is from RefSeq and is a predicted model, not a curated record. Gene Ontology annotation, biological process: tRNA wobble uridine modification. NCBI's taxonomy places the organism in Eukaryota, Metazoa, Chordata, Lepidosauria, Squamata, Lacertidae.
CGCUCCUCGGCGCCGGUCGCCUCUUCCCUGUCAACGGCGCAGAAGCUAAGAUGGCGGCCUUGGCGACCGGCGGGCCGGCCCAACAGCAGCAGAGUGCCUUGGCUACGACGAGUUUCCAAAGGAAAGUGCCGGAUGGAGGAGGAGGAGGAGGAAGAGGCGGCCGCUUGGCCGUUCUGCCGGGCACCCGGCCCUCGGUCCGGCACGGGCAGCUGCUGCUUUCCAGCGGGGUCCCCUCUCUGGAUUAUGUGCUAGGUGGAGGUUUGGCAGUUGGAACCCUUCUUCUUAUUGAGGAAGAUGUAUACGGUAUUUAUUCCAAUCUGUUGUUCAAGCAUUUCCUUUCAGAGGGAAUAGUCUGUGGACAUAAUUUAUUUGUUGCUUCAGAUAAAGAGGAGCCUGCUGAUAUUCUAAAGGAACUUCCCUCACCUUUGCUGAAUACCGCUAUAAAUGAAAUAGAAGAAGAAGCUACAGCUGUGAAGUCCAAACAAGAUUCUCAGGAAUCCAUGAGAAUAGCCUGGCGUUACCAGAACAUACCAAAACUGGAGGUGACCCAAGCAGCCUGUUCAAAAUUUGGACACUACUUUGAUUUAUCAAAAACAAUGGCUCCAGAAUUAAUCCAGAACAUAAAGUGGUAUGGCUUUCCCCUUCUUGAAGAAAAAGCUUUGUAUCCUGAUAUAAAAUCAUGUAAUAUGGCCUGUGGUUAUACCAGACUUCUUCAUUCCAUUCAAAAAGUCAUUCAUCAGCAAGGGUUUGAUGGCUCCACUCCCCAGAAGAAGCAAAGAAACAUUUUGAGGAUUGGAAUUCAGAGCAUUGGUUCCGUACUAUGGGGAGAUGACAUUUGUAGUACUGAAAAUCCACAAAAUAUUCAUAGUCUCACAAAAUUUAUGUAUGCUCUCCGUGGUCUCCUUAGGACAUCUUUGUCUGCCUGCAUUAUUACUAUUCCAGCUCAUCUGAUCCAGAAUAAAGCAAUUAUGGAACGUGUUACAAACUUGUCAGAUACGGUAGUUGGUCUUGAAUCAUUUAUUGGCUCUGAGAGAGAAACCAAUCCAUUAUACAAGGAUUACCAUGGUUUGAUUCACAUACGCCAGAUUCCUCGGCUUAAUAGCUUGAGCUGCGAUGUGUCAGACACGAAGGACCUUGCUUUUAGAUUGAAAAGGAAGCUAUUCAUUAUUGAGGAAAUGAAAGAGCUUUGAGGUUCACAUGAAACAUAAAGGCCACCUUGGAUGUUUCCUUGUUCUAUAACAAGAAACACAUCCUUAUAUGAACAUGACACUCCACAGUUUCCACUUCAGCUCAAGAGCUAGAAGGCAGCAGAUCAAAGGAACCAUUUCUCCCAACAGUGUAUACUCUCACUUUAAAAGGACAAAGGACCAAACCAAAAGACAUUUUAGUUGUGAGUUAUUCCCAUUCAUUUAGAUUGGAUGGAGCAAUAGGUACUUAAGUUAAAGGCACCAAACUACUGUAAAAGAAUUAAAUGGUAGAUAAAAAUUUGCAGGUAUGAAAUAACUUUGAAAUUAGUUAAUUUGAAAUUAAGUGUAACCUUUUUAAAGCAAUAAAGUACCUACAGCAUUUAUUCUUUCAUACCUGCAUGUUCCUUUCGGCAUUACGUAUUUCAUCUACUAGCCAGUUCAGGUUCUUUUUACCUGGUAUGCAGUACUUCACUGAAUUGUUUUGUCAGAUGCUGUCAAGCCAACCUACCAUUGUUAAAGAAAAUCAAACUAAAUCGUUUUGGCAUAAGCCUUCCAGGAAUAAGGCACAGAAUAUGAAAGGUUUGAUGAAAUCAAGGAUUGGGUUUCAAUAUUGUAAAAGGCUGCCUGUCAAAAAUGAAAUGCAUUAUUUCAGAAGUUUUGAAUAAAUAAAUGGUUUUUAAAUACUGACUACACUUCAUCAAAAGUUUUGAAUUACUACUUUUAGACUAUCAUUGCUUUGACCAAAAUAUGUGAAAUUCAGUUCCUUUCCCCUCAUCUCCAUAUUGAUGUGUAGAAACAUUAAGAAUACAAUAGCAUAUGUGCAUUGAAUUUGAAAACCAUAGUAUCAUCACAUAUUGAAAUCUACUAUACAGACUAUCUGUAUUUUCUGACUGAAGCUCUUAACUUGAAGAAUUCUACCAGGCUUGUUUUUUCAAAUCCAUGGCAUACAGCUCUACUUUAAGCUAAUUUCUUUUAUGUUGUUUCUGCUGUGUGUUACUUUCCCCUUGUUUUAACUUGACCUAUGCUACACUGCUACUGCUGUUAUUGUUUUGGCACAAACUGCUUUGGUCACCCUGUAUUAUGACCUUUGUUGGGAGAUCCAGGAAAAAUGUGUCCUUGUUAAUU